This is a messenger RNA of Vavraia culicis subsp. floridensis, 2031 nucleotides long. RefSeq lists its product as uncharacterized. Bases 1 to 2031 code for a protein of 676 amino acids. The record is from RefSeq and is a predicted model, not a curated record. Lineage: Eukaryota; Fungi; Microsporidia; Pleistophoridae. The transcript has a single exon.
AUGCAGUUUUCGCACACCGUUUUGUUGAUCAUCGGAAUUGCUUUCGGUAUACAAAUCGAUACGUACUCGAAUGACAAUACUACAAACGGAAAUGAAGGCACAUGUGACGAUAGGUACGUGCUUAUACAAAUGAAUCCUUUUACACCAACAGAAAACAUGGCAGAUGCUGAAAUGGUCAACGCUUUAUCAGAAUUUAUUAACAGUCCAUCCGUAGAAGAUGAUAAAGGAAAUUAUUUUCUUCGAUUGCAGGCGUUCAGGGAGCACUACACGAAGAAAACAGCCAUAGUAUUUCAACACAAAAAUUUUGAGCUGUACCUAUCGGAUACUAACGAUGAUAUCUCUCAUCAAGAUAGAUAUGCACUCAUCCCUGUGGAAAUGAAUAGAUUUGAUAAUAUUAACACAAUUGCUUGUUUUCUAAAACUCAACUGGUUAGCAAUCGUUGUGCACGACCCCACUAGACUAACUCUUAACUAUGAUAUAAAUGAAAUAACCAGUUUACCUAGUUCUGUAUCCAAAAUUCGCAUACAGAAAUGUUCAUUGGGAAGUUGCAGCCCGUUCGCAACGGGAGUUCCUUUAAUGGAUAGAGUUAUCAAAGCAAAAACGUUCGAAGAGGUGGAAAUAGUUGGCUUUGAAAUCCAUUUCAGCACAAUUUAUGAACUGAGCAAACUAAAUUUGAACAAAUUGCGCUUGGUUGGAUGUAGGAUAAUAUACGCACCACCAGCAAAUUUAUCAAAGGCACUUUUUGACAGGUUUGCCGAAUCAUACAAGUCCAUCAGCUUUGAAAAUGUGGAAUUCGUUGACAAAUCAUAUCUUAUCCUCGUUGAGAACUGGUCACCUUCGUCUGAGGGUAAGUCACUGGUUGAUUGUAGAAAUCUAUUGGAGCUGCGUUUACCGUCAUUGAAUGAUUCUCUUCUUAUAAACUUCAUCAAUCAGUCCUCUCUUCCAAAUUUAAAGAAACUAAAAGUGGCACCGGGAGACAAUUCUAACGCCAAAUUAGCAAUUUUUGAUGAUAAUAUGCAACUUGAAUACCUAUCUGUGAUGAUUGACGAUACAAGACAGGCUAUUGAAUUUCUAGAAAGCGUUCAUAUGUGGUGCAUUACACAUCUCGUUUUAACUUUUCUACCUGCGACCAAAACAACCUUUACGAAAUACGAAUUGAGAUUUGAUAUGAUGUCCCUCCGGAAACUCGAGAUAUAUGCGCCGGACGUGCCUAUGAAUUGUGGCUUUAUCGAGAUAUUCGAUAAAGAACUUAUGCCGAAUCUGUCAUCGCUAAAAAUUACGUGCUUUUCCAUGGAUAUUGGUUUAAUAAGAAGGAUCAGCAAACUUGAAUCGCUUCAACUUUUCUUUUUUUCACAACAAUGUAACCUCGUGCAUUUUUUUGAGGAGUUUGCAGCACAAAGUUGUUCCAAGGAAUCACUUCAAACGAUUUCUAUCGAUUCCAAACUAUCAAGAAAAACACUGAAAUUGCUUUCAUGUUAUAACAAAUUGAAUGAACUAGCUCUGUCACAAAAAAGUGUAAAAUCACUCAUUGAUGAUUAUUCAGGUCACUCCGGCAUACGACAGCUCAUUUUAGAAAAUGGAAUACGAAGAUUAUUUGGACUUUAUGAGUUGGUGAACUUUCCAAGCGUGAAAAUACUAAGGCUAACAGAGUUCACAGAUAUCUCUAUCCUAUACCGAUUCGUGAAAGCAAACUCGUCGAAAGUGUUUUACAACAUUGAAAAAAUAGCAAUGGAGUACGAUACAAGUCCGUUGAACACACAUAUGAAUCAGAGCUUGGAGUUUCUUCAGCUGAUGGUUUGCCCGCCCGAGAUCAUAGGAUGCGGACUUAAAGGACUCGUUCAAAGACUCUUUUCCACGUACAAACAAUUAAGAUCGUUUGUCAUUGAAUUGCCUCUCGGUCAUUUCUGCACUGAAGAGAUCAGCAAAUUUAAAAAAUAUUUUUCUGAUCAAACAUUCCAUCUGGAAGUAAAAUGUCGAUGGAGGGAUGACGUUAAUGAAAAAGACGCUCUCAUUUGGGAAUUUUCUAGUUAA